Carassius auratus (goldfish) is the source of this 1404-nucleotide messenger RNA. RefSeq lists its product as uncharacterized. The transcript has 6 exons. Bases 423 to 1379 code for a protein of 318 amino acids. The record is from RefSeq and is a predicted model, not a curated record. NCBI's taxonomy places the organism in Eukaryota, Metazoa, Chordata, Actinopteri, Cypriniformes, Cyprinidae.
CAGCGGUUGCUUCCAGCUCAGCAUCCACAGAGGAGCCAUCAGAUGCUGAUUUGCUUGCUGCAGCUUCACACAUGGAUGUUGCGGCUUUCGGAUGAUGGUUUUGGAAACAGUAAGCUGAUGGGAGCCAGUCGGUGAGUCAGCCAGAAGCCCUGCCCACCUCUGAGAGAGCUACGCCAAAAAAGCAGCCAGCAGCCACUGAAGAACUGCUGCUGCCUGAAGGUUGGAAGCAGACUCUCCCAAAAGAGCAGCACUUGUGGGUCAGCAAGGCUUUCUUUACCAGAGACAAGUCUGGGAAGUUGGCGCUGAACAAAAAUCUGCGUCUGUGGUGGUCUCCCCCUGGACCCCGUCCUCUGUACUCUCAGCCUCCUUCUAAACCUGACGCCUUCUUCCACAGCAGGCUGUUCCUCUGGGUUCCCUACCGCAUGUGGGCAAACAAGCUGCUGUGCUCCCAGCCCAACUGCCGUCGUUUUGGGAUCCAGCUAACAGCUUGCGGCAUGUAUAAGACUGUCCGGAGGGUCUUGGACUUAAACAGUUGGUACUUCAUGGUGACUGAGUAUCUUGAAUGCCGGUCCUGCAAAAAGAAGCUUGCAGCCUGGUCGCGAGACAUCCUGGACCAGUUGGAUCCCAGCCACCGUGAACAGUUUCCUGCAGUCCUAACCUACAGGUUGUCCUGUGAUAGGAAGGUUGUGAGAUUGUUGCGGGGGCGCACGCUGGGGAACAGUGCCACAGCUCUGUACAGGCACCUGUGCCUCAGGCAUAAAGAACAUUAUCUGGGCCAGUCAACACUGUACCUGUCUGUGCUGAGGAAUUUUGUUACCCAGAACACUGAUCCCAGCAGUCUCAUUGCCGCGCUGCCACAGAUGGUGCCUGUCCCUAGUCCAUCUUGGCUGCUCUCAGUGUACGCCAGAGAAGUACUGACACGGCUUCCUGAACUCAAGGCCCGUGUCACCUCUGUUUAUGGCUCCAUUUUAAAGAUGGAUUCCACCAAAAAGGUCACCAAGAAGCUAGCUGGCCAUGCUGCUGGAACUGCUGCUUGGGUGACAGAUGUGGGGAACGAAAUUGGACAAGUCCUCAUGUGUGUCCUCACAGAAGGAGAGGGAAAGGGCCUGCUUCCCAUGUGUUCCGGACUUGUAGAUCGCUACCGCCAAGCUGGAGAAGCUCCUCCGCAAGUCCUUUAUGUGGACCGGGACUGCUGCAGCGCAGGAGAUAAAGGCAAGGCGGCAGCAAUGUUUAGCGAGUGGGACCAGCUGGUGGUCAGGCUGGAUGUGUGGCAUUUUAUGCGGCGAAUCGCAGUCGGGGUCACCACGGACAGCCACCCGCUGUAUGCCCCCUUCAUUGGGACGCCUCUCGCCCUGCAUCUUCGAGUGGGAUGCUGGUGAUGUUGAGAGGUUGAAGGAGGCCUGC